Glarea lozoyensis ATCC 20868 is the source of this 3870-nucleotide messenger RNA. Its product is annotated as ATPase of HSP90 chaperone/DNA topoisomerase II/histidine kinase. Gene Ontology annotation, biological process: phosphorelay signal transduction system; detection of visible light; regulation of DNA-templated transcription. The record is from RefSeq and is a predicted model, not a curated record. Gene Ontology annotation, molecular function: protein binding; phosphorelay sensor kinase activity. Bases 1 to 3870 code for a protein of 1289 amino acids. Lineage: Eukaryota; Fungi; Ascomycota; Leotiomycetes; Helotiales; Helotiaceae. The transcript has 6 exons.
AUGACCACUCCAGAUCCAGCCGAUGCUCAACCAUCGUGCGCCACCGAACCCCACGAUGUCAACACUGGCGCUCCAGCAAACGCCACGCUAGAGAGUUCGAAGUCGGAACAGGAUCAUGGGCACGAUGUUGGAACGGUUCCCGAGUCGGACAAUACAAGAUAUCAAAACGAUGAGCUGGUUGGCAGUACAUCGAAGGAGGCAGGUCCAGCUCAUAUAUCCAGCGAAAUUGCUGUUCCAGCGGAUUUGAAGGAUACGGAAUUGGACGGCGAACCGAUUCCCUCGAACGAUGCAAGUGUGCAAGGAGAUGGCGAGCCGUUGCGCAUCGAAAGAGUCUUUCCCAUACGGAUAGAAAUCCCUGAUAAUCAACUCCCUACAGAUACUUCAUCAGACGCAGCGACCAUCGAUUCGAAUGAUAGUGUCGUCCAAACACCAUCUUCCAAGAACUCCAACCCCGAUUUGCAGUCAGAAAUCAGAAAACAACUCGACGAAGCGCCACAAGUAUUCACGAAUCAACCAUCUCAAGCGGUAUCGAACGGGGAAUACUUUGUGACAAGCAGAUUCAGUUACUUUACUGGAAACAAUGACAGUCGAAGAGAUUCUGCAAUUAGCGAAGGUUCAAAGUCUGCUCAAUCGAGUGAGCGACCAGGUACGGGUGAAUCUGCCGUCGCGGUGGAAAGCACCGAAAAGGUAUUCCGCUGCGAGGACGAACCAAUACACAUUCCCGGCGCAAUCCAACGAUUUGGAGCCUUGAUCGCCAUUAGGGAAUCUCCAGACGGCGUGUUUUCCGUUCGAAUCGUGAGUGAGAACUCGAAUAACAUUACUGGACUUGACCCAGAGGCACUAUUCGAGCUGCGUUGUUUUACAGAUAUUCUGGUUCAACAUGACAAGAAGGAAUUCGUGUCGCGAGCCCGCUCCAUGAGAAGUUGGACACCCGAAGAUACCGCUAGAACCAACCCAGAUGUCUUCACGAUCUCCUUGACCAGUCUAAUCGGCGCGCCCAAGCCGGUCUUCUGUGCCCUACAUUGCAAUUUGGGAUCUGAUCUGAUCAUCUGCGAAUUCGAACCAAAGCACGAUAUCUUUCAAUCGGAACCACCCGCUCUUCCUGCACAUCCUAUCUCAGUAACCGAUCAUCAGGCUUUUGCGCCCGAAGAACUUCGUCCCUUGAUGACGAAAAGUAAACCUCUGCGGAUUAAUCGGGAGAGUGGGAGGCAGUUGGGCUCGAUGGAGUUGUUUCAUAUGCUUUGUGAGAUGCAGGCACAGCUUGCCAGUGCCAAAGACUUGACCGCGUUGCUUGAUAUCACUGUCGGUCUGGUUUAUGAGUUGACUGGGUUUCAUAGAGUUAUGGUGUAUCAAUUUGAUGAGACGAACGCGGGUUGUGUUGUUUCCGAAUAUUUCAAUAAUAAAGCAACCCGAGAUUCUUAUCUGAACCUACAUUUCCCAGCAUCCGACAUUCCCAAACAAGCUCGCGAAUUAUACGUAAUUAACAAGAUUCGAGUUCUCUAUGAUAGAGACGAAGAAACGGCUAGACUGAUGUGUCGUACAUUGAAAGAUGCAGAAACUCCACUAGAUCUCAAGCAUUCCUAUCUUCGUGCCAUGUCACCAAUUCACAUCAAAUAUCUACACAACAUGGGUGUCAGAGCUUCCAUGUCCAUCUCUCUAAUGGUCGAAAACAAGCUUUGGGGUUUGAUCAGUUGUCAUAAUUAUGGUUCCGAAGCUCGAGUCUCACUACCAGUCCGAGAGUUAUGUCGAUCACUUGGCGAAACCUGUUCAACACAUAUCGAGAAGUUAUUAUAUUCCGCCCGAAUCAAAGUUCGUAAACCACUUUCCGCGGCGCCUAAGAAAACCUCACCUACCGCUUUCAUCAACGCUUCAUCUUCAGAUCUUCUUAACAUGUUUGACGCCGAUUUUGGAUUUCUUGCGAUCAAGGGCGAGGCUAGAACGAUUGGAAAAUUAACAGCUUACAAUGAGGCCAUUGCACUUUUACAAUAUAUACGUCAACGUUCAUUUACCCAAAUCUUCGCCACUCAAAAUGUCAAAAAGGAUUGUCCCACAAUCGACUUUCCUACUGGAUUUUCUGUACUUUCCGGGAUGUUGGUCGUUCCGUUGGCGUUGGAUGGGAUUGACUUCUUGGUAUUCUUUCGAAAGUCGAAAUCGAAAGAGAUUUUUUGGGCGGGAAAUCCUCAUGAGAAGGAUUUGAAGGUUGGACAGAAUGCUUAUUUGGAACCGAGGAGUUCUUUUAAGAGGUGGAGUGAACAGGUUGUUGGGACGAGUCGGGAGUGGACUGAGGAUCAAGUGGAAUCCGCUGCAGUUUUAAGUACAUUAUACGGAAGAUUUAUUGAAAUCUGGCGGCAAAAGGACUCGAUUGUACAGAGGAAUCGUAUGACACGUCUUUUGAUUAGAAAUGCUGGCCACGAAGUUCGAACCCCAUUGAAUAGUAUUAUCAACUACCUAGAAGUCGCUCUGGAAGAGCCUUUGGAUGAGCGAGCUCGAAAUCACCUACACAGGUCCUUACAAGCUUCAAAAUCACUAGUCUUUGUAGUAAAUGAUCUACUUAGUCUGACUGAAGUGGAGGGUAUCGAUUUCAAAAAUCAUGAAGACGAUUUCAAUUUGAAAGAAAUGAUAUCCGAUCUCAUUUCGGCAUUUAAAAACGAGUCAAUCAGGCAACAUCUUGAAAUAUUACUUCAAGAUGAUGAGUCAAUACCAGCGGUCGUACGCUGCGAUCCAACUGGGUUGAGGCAGGUAUUAUCGAAUUUACUAACAAAUGCAAUUGAGCAUGGAUCUGGAGAUCAUGUUGAGAUUGGAUUGAAACAUCUAAGUUCCACAAACGACAACAAUUUAGUUGAAAUUUCAUUUCAGGAUCGAGGGAAAGGGCUGACGGAAGUGGAACUAGACAGCAUUUUCCUAGAUUUGGAACAAGUGUUAGAUGAAGAUGAAGGGUCGCCAGAAGGAACACCGGCAGAUGGUCCGAAACUAACAGCCGAACCCCCACGACCGAAGUUUAUCGGAUUAGGCCUUGCAUUUACGGCAAGAUUCGUACGAUUGAAUCUUGGCCAAAUCACCAUGUCCUCGAAAAUAGGAAAAGGAACACGAGUCUCCAUCAAAAUCCCAUUUCGAAAAGCUGUCAAAGCCAAAACACCCCCAGCAAGUCCAUUAGGCUUGGCUCUUCCUACACCACCUUGCGAUCCAACCCACCUCCUCACCGCGUCCAAACUCCAAGUCCCUUCAACCCUCCCAAUCCGCACCCUAAAUCCAGACUCAACGGCUCAGUUACCACUCACCGCCCCCUCCCCUUCCCUAUUACUCACCACCCCACCUCCAGCCGCCCUCACCACCUCCCCUCUCCCCUCUACGCCCCUGUCCCACUACCCCUUCCCCGAGAUGCUGCGCCCGGAGGGGCAGAAAUCGAAAUUCAACGUCCUCAUCGCCGAAGACAACCCGCUUAACAGCCGGUUACUAGAGACGAGACUGGUGAAGCGCGGUCAUAACGUACGGGUCACGGUUGAUGGACAGGCGUGUGCGGAUGCGUUUAUGAGGGACCCCGGGGGGUUUGAUGUCGUGUUGAUGGAUCUGCAGAUGCCACUCGUAGACGGCAGUGCCUCAACCCGACUCAUCCGCGCAUUCGAAGCCGAAGCUCACACCAAGAUCCAGACCGAAUCCCCACCAAACCGCAUCCCCAUCAUAGCAGUCAGCGCCUCUCUCACCGAAAACGCGCUCGACGACUACCUAGCUACGGGCUUUGAUGGCUGGAUUCUAAAGCCGAUUGAUUUCUCGAGGCUGGAGGCGAUUCUGGAGGCGAUUGUUGAUCAGAGGAUUAGGGGACUGUUACUGCAUGGGAGGGAGGUUUGGGAGAGGGGUGGUUGGUUUAGGUAG